CCCUAACCGAAGAUUCCAGAGGAACGGCAUCGUAUAACUUCUUCCCAGUAAAACUAACCUGAAAUCCCUUCUUUCUUUCAAGAUUUCAGCUAUGGAGAGCGGAAAACGAAAAAGGAAUAGAAAAAAGAAAAACUCUAAUUCAGAUUCUCAUGAUCACCCAAAGAAGCUCGUCUCUGCCCCUCAAAAAUCAUCUUCUGUAGAUAACUCCAACUCGAAGCGUAGAAAAACCAAUGCAGUAGUACCUGAUGGAGGAGGAAAACAAUUGAGUUUCCUGGAAAAGGCGAAAGCUAGGUUAUCUGGUGGACAUUUCAGGAUGAUAAAUGAGAAAUUAUAUACUUGCAGUGGUGAAGAAGCACUCAAUUAUUUCAAAGAAGAUCCUUCUUUGUUUAAUAUGUAUCAUACUGGAUAUCAAGAGCAAAUGUCACAUUGGCCUGAGACGCCAGUUAAUGUUAUUAUCCAAUGGCUUAAAGAACAUGACCCGUAUUUGAUUGUUGCUGAUUUUGGCUGUGGGGAUGCUCGUCUAGCUAAAAAUGUGAAGAACAAAGUCUUUUCAAUUGAUCUUGUUUCGAAUGACCCUUCUGUUAUUGCUUGUGACAUGUCAAAUACACCCCUUGCUUCUUCAUCAGUGGAUGUUGCAGUUUUCUGUCUUUCAUUGAUGGGGACCAACUUCCCUAGUUAUCUUACGGAAGCGCAUAGAGUUCUUAACUCAAGUGGUUGGCUCUUAAUAGCUGAGGUUAGAAGCAGGUUUGACCCAAACAACGGAGGAACAGCUCCUGAUGGGUUUCUAAAAGCUGUCUGUGAUCUUGGAUUUACUUUAACAUCUAAGGACUACUCAAAUAAGAUGUUUCUCUUGUUCUUCUUCAAGAAAAAGCAAGAGAAGCGGAAGUCAAAGAACAAAGAAAUUGAAUGGCCAACCCUGAAGCCGUGUUUAUAUAAGCGUCGGUGAUGUGUUUCUGUUUCAAGGUGAUCUGUUGUUGUUUCAUAGUACUUAAAAUUGUGAUUUGAGUUGUUUCAUAGUACUUAAAAUUGUGAUUUGAGUUCGUAUAUUAUUUUCUGUAUAAUGAUUCAUCAUGGUAAUCACCAAGUUCUGUUAGUGUAAUUGGUGUUUGCCAUUUAGAAGUGAACUAUUAAGAUCGGAAACUGAUCUUACUACAAUUCCCACCUUACCUUGCCAAACGUAAAAACUGUUAGUACUUUA
This is a messenger RNA of Papaver somniferum (opium poppy), 1198 nucleotides long. RefSeq names its product ribosomal RNA-processing protein 8-like. The transcript is spliced from 8 exons. NCBI's taxonomy places the organism in Eukaryota, Viridiplantae, Streptophyta, Magnoliopsida, Ranunculales, Papaveraceae. Gene Ontology annotation, molecular function: methyltransferase activity. Gene Ontology annotation, cellular component: nucleolus. The record is from RefSeq and is a predicted model, not a curated record. Bases 92 to 946 code for a protein of 284 amino acids.